CCUGCUGAGGUUGUUUUCCCAUGUUAGCCAAUUAGCAACCUAGCAUGCAAUUUGAGGUCUGGCGCCUUGACUGAAUGGUUACGUGUGUUUUAAUUUGUUCAUUUAACCUUAACGUUACAUGAUUCAGUUUUUUAGCGUUGUAACUGAGCUUCAUUGCUUUUGAUUUUUCGGCGGAGCAGACUGAAGUGAUCCGGAGAGUUUGUUGCGGGAUCCACCGCAGUGAAGAGCAUGAGUACAUAAUGAAGCGGCGCUUGGAGGAUCAGGAAACAGUGAUCGGCUCUCAGCGGCGGCUCCCUGGGGGUGCGGACAGCUUUCAGCACCGCGUCCUUAACUCUUCCUCCUCCCUGUUCGAGACUGCACCAGAUAACAUGCAGCCAUCAUCCAGCAUGCAGUACUCGGUUUCUCAGACCUUCCAGUUGUCGAUGGCCCAAGGCUCUGUGGGACAUGGACACACCAGCAAUUCAGCUGUGCACAGUGGGCCUCAUCACCAUGGACCAGCUGUCCAGUCUGUGGCACAGGGUCACUCUCAUGCUACUCCGGCUUCGGCCCCAACACUGGGCCAACAGCAGUUCCAGAGACUCAAGGUUGAAGAUGCACUUUCGUAUUUGGAUCAAGUUAAGCUUCAGUUUGGCAAUCAGCCGCAGGUCUACAAUGACUUUCUGGAUAUCAUGAAGGAGUUCAAGUCUCAAAGCAUUGAUACACCAGGUGUGAUUAGCCGAGUCUCUCAGCUUUUCAAAGGUCAUCCUGAUCUCAUCAUGGGCUUCAACACCUUCCUGCCACCCGGUUACAAAAUUGAGGUUCAGACCAAUGACCUGGUCAACGUGACCACACCCGGCCAGAUCCACCACAUUACCCCACACGGUAUCUCUGUCCAGAACCUCCCCAUAACCCAUUCAGCGCAGCAACAGCCCCAACCAGCAGCCCCCACCAGCACCGCUGCAUUGGUCAUCCCCAGCCAGCCAACCGCUGCCAAGAUCAGCAAGCCAAUGCAGUCUCCUGCACUGACCCCAACCAGCCAGCCCAAUCCGUCCAUUCCCUCAUACGCCUCUCCUCGCUCGCCCUCGGCCCAGUCUCACACCCCCAUCAGCAGCAGUACUGCCGGUACCACCCCGCUGCAGAACAACCAGCCUGUGGAGUUCAACCACGCCAUCAACUAUGUGAACAAAAUCAAGAACCGCUUUCAGGGCCAGCCAGAGGUCUACAAAUCCUUCUUGGAGAUCCUGCACACAUACCAGAAGGAACAGCGUAAUGCUAAGGAGGCAGGGGGAAACUACACACCUGCUCUGACCGAACAGGAGGUGUAUGCCCAGGUGGCCCAGCUCUUCAAAAACCAGGAGGACCUUCUUUCUGAAUUUGGCCAGUUCCUUCCAGAUGCUAACAAUUCAGUGUUAUUGAGCAAGACCGUAGCCGAGAAGGCAGAGUCUGUACGAAUUGAUCAUGGAGGCACAGUGAAGAGACCUCAGCUGAAUAACAAGCAGAGGUUCAACCAGAAUGGCUGUCAGAUCCGCAGACACGCGGGACCCCCCACUACACCCUCUGUUAAGAAGAAGCCAAAGUUUAUGGGAAAAGACCAUCCAAUGGCUGAAGCCAGCAAACUUGGAAUUGGUGCAGAGUCUCUCUUUUUUGAAAAGGUGAGGAAGGCACUGCGGAGUUCAGAGGCGUAUGACAAUUUUCUGCGCUGUCUGGUCAUCUUCAAUCAAGAAGUGAUCUCACGUGCUGAGCUUGUGCAGCUGGUCUUACCCUUUUUAGGGAAAUUCCCUGAGCUUUUUACCUGGUUCAAGAACUUUCUUGGCUACAGAGAAUGUGUCCAGAUUGAAAGCUUUCCCAAAGAAAGGGCCACUGAGGGCAUUGCUAUGGAGAUUGACUAUGCGUCCUGCAAGAGACUGGGCUCCAGUUACCGGGCCCUGCCCAAAAGCUUCCAACAGCCCAGGUGCACGGGCAGGACCCCGCUCUGCAAAGAGGUACUUAAUGAUACUUGGGUGUCAUUUCCAUCGUGGUCUGAGGAUUCUACCUUUGUCAGCUCCAAAAAGACUCAGUAUGAAGAACAUAUAUAUAGAUGUGAAGAUGAACGCUUUGAGCUCGAUGUGGUUUUGGAGACAAACCUCGCCACUAUCCGCGUCCUGGAGGCUGUUCAAAAGAGGCUCUCGCGUAUGUCCGCUGAAGAACAAGCCAAGUUCAGGCUGGACAACACCAUCGGGGGCUCCUCCGAGGUCGUUCAUCGUAAAGCUAUCCAGAGGAUAUACGGCGACAAAGCCCCAGACAUCAUAGAUGGGCUGAAGACGAAUCCUGUGGUCUCUGUACCUAUUGUACUCAAAAGGCUGAAAAUUAAAGAAGAGGAGUGGCGGGAGGCUCAACGUGGCUUCAAUAAAAUCUGGAGGGAGCAGAACGAGAAGUAUUACCUCAAGUCUUUAGAUCACCAGGGUAUUAACUUCAAACAGAACGACACAAAGGUGUUUCGCUCCAAGACGCUGCUCAAUGAAAUCGAGACUCUGUAUGAUGAGCGACAGGAGCAGGCUUCAGAAGACAAUGCCGCCCCGCUCUCAGGCCCCCACAUGACCCUCACGUACGAGGACAGCCAAAUACUAGAGGAUGCGGCCGCUCUCAUCAUCCAUCACGUCAAGAGGCAGUCUGGCAUCCACAAAGACGAGAAGUACAAAAUCAAACAGAUCAUCUACCACUUCAUCCCCGACAUGGUGUUUGCCAGACGUGGCGAGCUUUCCGACGUGGAGGAGGAAGAAGAGGAAGAGACCGAACCGGAUGAAGAUGGGACUAAAAAGCACAACGGGACGACGUCAACGAAGUCUAAGCUCCUCUUCAGCCAUACAGCUGCUUCCCAGCAGAAGCUCAGCAACUGCGAUGAUGCCUACAACCUCUUCUAUGUCAACAAUAACUGGUACAUCUUCCUGAGGCUGCACCAGGUCCUGUGCUCCCGACUGUUGCGGAUCUACGGACAGGCAGAAAAACAGAUAGAGGAAGAUGGCAGAGAGAGAGAGUGGGAAAGAAACGUCCUCGGUCUGAAAAGAGUGAAGAAUGACAACCCGGCCAUCCAACUGAGAUUAAAAGAACCAAUGGACAUUGAUGUUGAAGACUACUACUCUGCAUUUUUAGAGAUGGUGCGAAACCUUCUGGACGGCAACAUGGAGACGUCUCAAUACGAGGACCAGCUGAGGGAAAUGUUUACCAUUCAUGCAUACAUUGCCUUCACCAUGGACAAACUCAUUCAGAGUAUAGUCAGACAGCUGCAGCAUAUUGUCAGUGAUGAGAUCUGUGUACAGGUGACUGAUCUUUAUCUUAGCGAGUGUGCCAACAAUGCCACCAGUGGCUCCCAGUCCACCCAGGCAUCCAGAGCCGGUGCCGAGACGGCCUACCAGCGCAAAGCCGAGCAGCUGAUGUCUGAUGAGAACUGCUUUAAGUUACUGUUCCAGAAGUCUAAGGGGACUGUGCAGCUGGCUGUGGAGCUGUUGGAAACAGAGGAAGAGAACUCUGAUGAAACUGUUGAAGCUGAGCGCUGGCCUGACUACGUGGAGCGAUAUCUGAAUGCCAACUCUGCCUCUCCAGAACUGCGUGAGCACCUCUCUCAGAUGCCUGUGUUUCUGCCCAGGAACCUCAGGCGAAUCCGAAAGUGCCAGAGGGGCCAGGAGGUCCAGAUGAGAGACGCCAAAGAAACCGCCAAGAAAUCCUCCGAGGCGGGUGAGGACUCAAAGAUGAAGUGCAUGUUUAAGCUCAACUCUUACAAGAUGGUUUACGUCUUCAAGUCGGAGGACUACAUGUACCGGCGUAGCGCACAACUGAGAGCGCAUCAGUCUCACCAGCGAGUAAGCACUCGUCUGCACCAGCGCUUUCAGCUGUGGCUGGACAGGUGGCGGAAAGAUCACGUGACCAGUGACAUGGCUGCCGCCACUAACAAGUGGCUGAUGGGAGAGGGCCACGACGGCAUGCUGCCCUGCAGAACCACCUGUGAGCCCAAGAUCGUUCACUACCAGAACAUCAACAAAUAUAAAGUCUCCUACAGCACUACGUUGUAAAGUUUUCUAGACGGGGAUGAUUUUCCCCCCAUUUUACGUUGUUUUUACGAUGACUGAAGUAACACUGAUAUUAAAAUCUCCCGACCAUUAAGUUCUUUGGAGAUCGCUCACUUUCUUUUUUUAAUUCUACCUUUUUUAAUUUUUUAGAUUGGUGUCUCUUUUUGUUCCCCUGGACUUUAUAACCAGUUGGUUAGUUUCCUUCGAUGAUGAAGGCAAGAACAUCCUCAAGGAAUCUUGCAAAUGCUGCAGCUGACUUUCGUUUUGAUUCUCAAGACAAAGAUUUCCUUUUGUCUGACGUGAGGCUUUUAAUGAACAGGAUGGUUUACAAAUACAGGUCAAGUCUAUGCCCAUUUGUAAAUGUUUAGAUUUUUUCAUCUCUUCAAGGUGAAGUAGUUUAUUAGCAAUAUGUCUCUUGUGGUUCAUUUUAACCACACGUAUGCUCAAAAAUGAGAACGAAUGUCAGCCGAUGACAGAAUAUUUCUGAUCAGUUUAAUAAAACCAGGAAUUAUGAUGUGAAUUUCCAUAGUGUUCACAGUCUUCACAUUGUAAUUAAGGUCUAUUACAAAAAUCUCUUCACAGGUUAAGUACAGCACCAUUAAUGAAGGUAUUCCUGUUCCUUAAUACACAUCUAAGAUACCAGCCACAAAGUGUCAAUCAGGAACAUCAGAAUAAGUCACAAAACCUCUUGUAAUGUAAAUACAAUGUAUAUAUGCCAGACUGUUUAUAUUCGGAGAACCUUCACUGUUACGUAGUUCAGCUAUUAGACUUCCAUAUCAGCUAUCAGCAAAAGAGUCUAAUUCUGAUAUCUUUAAGAAAACACUUUUCAUACCGAUAGGAGUUCUUGUUUAAAGUCUCGCUCUCUAUUCAAAUUUGUGAUAUCACUGCCUGUGUUCUGAGUAGAAUUUAGAAGACCUUUUAUCAUGAGAAGUCUGGAUAUGUGCCUUGGGGUGCAUCUGUGUGCGCUCUUAAGGCUGGUGUUUAUGCUGACAAAUAUGUAAAACAAACAUAUUUAAAGAAGGAAAUGAUGGCAUGUUUCUAUGUUCUCAUGUACAGCCCUUUUAUAUUAUUCAUUAUUGUUUUAAAGAUUGAAAUAAAACAGAAUUGUAGU
Molecule: messenger RNA, 5133 nt
Organism: Triplophysa rosa
Lineage: Eukaryota; Metazoa; Chordata; Actinopteri; Cypriniformes; Nemacheilidae
Gene: sin3ab
Product: SIN3 transcription regulator family member Ab
Exons: 21
Coding region: 240-4025 (1261 amino acids)
Biological process (GO): negative regulation of transcription by RNA polymerase II
Cellular component (GO): chromatin
Molecular function (GO): transcription corepressor activity
Source: RefSeq, a predicted model, not a curated record